This is a messenger RNA of Gloeophyllum trabeum ATCC 11539, 2991 nucleotides long. RefSeq names its product DUF221-domain-containing protein. Lineage: Eukaryota; Fungi; Basidiomycota; Agaricomycetes; Gloeophyllales; Gloeophyllaceae. Gene Ontology annotation, cellular component: plasma membrane. The record is from RefSeq and is a predicted model, not a curated record. The coding region runs from base 1 to 2778 and encodes 925 amino acids. Gene Ontology annotation, molecular function: calcium-activated cation channel activity. The transcript is spliced from 8 exons.
AUGUCCCCACGUAGAUCCACAGGCACACAGACCUUGAAGGACGUCUAUCGACUUGAUUGCAUGUCCAACAUCAACCAAGCGAAGACGGCGUCCACGUCGACAUUCGUGACGGCGCUCGUCUUCAAUGUCGCUGUCUUUGCCGCCGAACUUGUUGCUUUUACGAUUUUACGACCCUAUUUCAAGCGAAUCUAUGAAGCCCGCACAUUCAAUCCUAUACCCAGCAAACGCACACCGGCCUUGACGGGCAGCAUAUUCGCAUGGCCUAUCGCUGUCUUUAGAGCUGAUUACACCGACAUUCAAAGGGUGAACGGCAUGGAUGCCUACUUCUUCGUACGCUUUCUGCGUAUGAUCGUACGCAUCCUGUUUCCCAUAUGGCUUGUCUCUUGGGUUAUCCUCCUCCCCAUAACGUCCGUUGGCACACAUGUCGACAAUCACUCCGGCCUGGACAACUUCAUCUUCGGCAACGUCGCGCCGAACGUCCAGUCGAGACUGUGGGCACACCUGGUGCUCGCCUUCCUGUUUACCGGCUGGAUAUGGUACAACAUCAAGAUCGAGAUGCGGCACUUUGUCACCGCGCGUCAGCUGCACCUUGUCAGCCCGGAGCACUCGUCGUCCGCGCAGGCAAAUACUAUGCUUAUCACUGGUGUCCCGCAAAAGUACUUGUCCGAGAAGGCCUUGACGGACUUGUUCUCGCAUCUCCCGGGAGGGGUCCGAAAGGUGUGGCUCAAUCGUGAUCUGAAGGAGCUUCCAGAUGCAUACGACGACCGGCUCAAGGCGUGCAACAAGCUCGAGUCUGCAGAAACGUCUCUCCUUAACACUGCAACGAAACUACGGAACAAGAAGUUGAAGGCAGACGUUAAGGCCGCGAAGAAGUCCUCGGGUAAGGAAACAGACUCCGGCGCCGUAGAUCGUCGACCCAGCGAUGGUCGCCCUCUCACCGAGCCCAGUCUCCACACAGUCGACGCGGACGUGGACGCUGAGCGCGAUAUCACCCUGGCUGAGAAACUUGUCCCCGAGAAGAAACGCCCCACACACCGUUUGCCCGUCGGCCCCCUCCCCUUUUCCCUCCCUCUAAUAGGCAAGAAGGUCGACUCGAUCGAGUGGGCGCGAGAGGAGAUCGAGCGCACGAACCUUGAGCUCGAGAAGGGACGGCGCUCGCUGCACCAAGACAUCUCCCUGACGUCUGGCGGCGACAUGGGCGGCGAGCAGACAUACCCCCCGCUCAACUCCGCGUUCAUUCUAUUCAACAAGCAGAUCGCGGUGCACCUCGCGAAGGAGGCGCUGAUCCACCACGAGCCGUACCGGAUGGCGACGAAGUAUGUGGAGGUCGCACCGGACGAUGUGAUCUGGGGCAACCUCGGGCUGAAUCCGUAUGAGAAGAGCGUGCGGGAGGCGGUUAGCUGGGCGUUGACGAUUGGGUUGAUUAUCUUGUGGGCGUUCCCAGUUGCGUUUGUCGGUAUCGUGUCCAAUAUCCGCUCGGUGUGCCAGCAGGCGCACUGGCUGGCGUGGAUCUGCGCGUUGCCGAGCGUCAUCGUCGGUAUCAUCUCGGGUAUCCUGCCCACCGUCCUCUUGGCGGUCUUGAUGAUGCUCCUCCCUAUCGUCCUGCGGCUGCUCGCGCGCUUCCAGGGCAUCCCCACGUACUCGGGCUUGGAGCUGAGCUUGAUGUCGCGGUACUUCAUGUUCCAAGUUAUCCAUUCAUUUUUGAUUGUUACUAUAUCGUCCGGCAUUACCGCUGCUCUCCCUGGCCUUAUCAACAAUCCCGCCUCGAUACCCACCUUAUUAGCGCAGAACUUGCCAUCUGCUUCUAACUUCUUCCUCACCUACGUCCUGUUGCAAGGUCUCUCCGGGUCUGCCGCCGGAUUCCUGCAAGCUGUGCCUCUCGUUCUGUAUUAUGUCAAGCUUUAUAUUCUGGGAUCGACUCCUCGGUCUGUGUACAAUAUCAAGUAUGUCGGGAGGUCAGUCGCUUGGGGAACCUUGUUCCCUGGUACUACUCUCCUAGUUGUCGUUGCAUUCGGCUACAUGAUUAUAUCCCCCAUCAUCAACGGUCUCGCAUGCGCCUCGUUCUUCCUCUUCUACCUGGUGUACAAGUACCUCUUCCUGUGGGUCUUCGACCAGCCGCGGUCUAGGGACACCGGGGGCCUGUUCUUCCCGAAGGCGAUCCAGCACGUGUUCGUUGGCUUGUAUAUCCAGCAGGUGUGCCUGUGCGCGCUGUUCUUCCUUGCGCGCGAUGGGAGUAACAAGGCGAGCGCGGUGCCGGAGGGGGCGCUUAUGAUUGUGUUGAUUGUGUUUACGGUUUUCUUCCAUUAUACUAUCAACAGAUCGUACGGGCCGCUCAUCGAGGCGUUGCCCUUGACCCUCGUGGACAAAACCUUCGGCAUGCCCGAGCCUGAGCCCGUGGACGACGCGCAGGUGCGGAAGUCGAGCGGCACCGCCGUGCGCGAGAAACGCGGCAGCGUGUCGAGCUCGCGCAAGGGCAAGGCGGGCGCCGAACAGGAGCAGCGGGACAAUGCGUCGCAGUACGACGCGCACGAGGCGGAGCUGCAGCGGCGCCCUUCGGAGGAGGACAGCGGGCCGCGGGAGUUUGAGCAUCCGGCGACUGUGGAAGCGCAGAGGACGAUCUGGCUGCCGAGGGACGAGCUGGGGCUCGCGGAGGCGGAGGUGGCGGCGAAUCGUGAGCGGGGCAUUGAUGUGAGCUUGGAGGGGGCGGUGAUGGAUGGGAAGGGGCAUGUGGAUGUGAAUGCGCCCCCGCCGGAGGAGGCAAGGUUGUUGGCGGUGUAGAUUUAGGAUGGAUGGAUGGACGGAUUUAUAUGUUCAGAUUCUUUUAUUCCACUCUAGUUUCUCCCUUACUGUAUCCAUAGUUCGUGCGCUGCAGUGCGGUCAUUUUUUCUAAAAUGUUAGCUGUACCGUGUAGUUGUAAUGCGUGUAAUUUCAGUUGAAGUGCUACAUGAUACCCUUCAAAUUGGUUUCAUAGGCUCGGUAUCGCCACUCUGG